This is a messenger RNA of Neurospora tetrasperma FGSC 2508, 1128 nucleotides long. RefSeq lists its product as uncharacterized. Gene Ontology annotation, molecular function: acyltransferase activity, transferring groups other than amino-acyl groups. Lineage: Eukaryota; Fungi; Ascomycota; Sordariomycetes; Sordariales; Sordariaceae. The coding region runs from base 1 to 1128 and encodes 375 amino acids. The transcript has 3 exons. The record is from RefSeq and is a predicted model, not a curated record.
AUGGAGACUGUCACUACAAGUAAUAGUUCGAUUACUAGUGAUUCAACUACAAUCAGCAAUACUGCUGCUUCCUCAAGCUCUGCGCCAGCAGUCACCGUUGUCGAGCUUAAGCGCUACUCCCUAGUGCCUCCGAAGUGGCAAGAAUUCGUCCGUGUUGCCGGCAUGUCGGAGUGUAGGGAGGCCUCACUCUCCCUGGCCCAUGCCUUUGCUGCCGACGACUACGCCCAGUAUCUUGUCAACACAGAGGAUCCCGAGGACGCGAAGACUGUCGUCGGUUCAGGUGGUGGAGACAGCAGAGGCGUGAUGUCCAGCGGCACCAUCAUGACCCCAGAGGACAAGUGGAAGCUGCAUGUAGAUAUCAUGACUUAUGCUGUCGCGAUGCAUUGCCUCAAUGGGCUGGUGACGACAAUUGGUCCAGAGUAUGAUAGCGUUGCGCUUUGCUGCACGGUAACUGUGAGAUCUCAGUGUGUAUCCAAAUACUGCAGGCUACCACCUGGUCACGAUCUUGAUAGCUGGUGGGUGCUGUUUCGCAGCGGAGCCUGGAGGCUCUACUAUCAGUUGUCUAUCGAGGGUAGGAAGCGUUACUUCGACGAAGUGGUCCCUCUCCUGCAUGACACCAAGGCGCAAGUCCUGGGCGAGAGGGAUCAUGAUGCUUGGUACUUGGUUUACUUGGGCACGAAGCCGAGCUCCCAGGGGAGAGGGUAUGCGGGGAAGUUGUUGAAGGAUGUGAUGCAGCGGGCCGACGCCGAAAACAGACCCAUGUAUCUCGAAUCCAGCUCACUCGCCAACAACUCCUACUACCAGAAGUUCGGCUUCGAGAUCAAGAGGGACAUCUUCCUGAAGCGUGGACGGGACCCCGUCCGUUUGUCCAUUAUGGUCCGCGAGCCCAAUGCCUCUGGCAUGACUCCCAGUAGCACCCGCAAGGAUCUUGUUACUGGUGGCUCUACCGUUGGCGCGCUCUUCGCUGCUGCUGCUGCUCCUUUGACGACGACCACGACCACUAGCAAUACUCUUAUGGGAUCUACUAGGGUCAAGUUUCCUACUGUCGGCUCCCACUAUCAUCAUGGCCUUCUUGCACAUGGGCAUUGCCAUGUUGGUCUUGGAGUUGGCGGUAAGAAGUUGAUGUAA